Passer montanus (Eurasian tree sparrow) is the source of this 3943-nucleotide messenger RNA. RefSeq names its product adrenoceptor beta 2 (gene ADRB2). The transcript is spliced from 2 exons. The record is from RefSeq and is a predicted model, not a curated record. Lineage: Eukaryota; Metazoa; Chordata; Aves; Passeriformes; Passeridae. Gene Ontology annotation, molecular function: norepinephrine binding; beta2-adrenergic receptor activity. Gene Ontology annotation, biological process: norepinephrine-epinephrine-mediated vasodilation involved in regulation of systemic arterial blood pressure; adenylate cyclase-activating adrenergic receptor signaling pathway; negative regulation of smooth muscle contraction. Gene Ontology annotation, cellular component: membrane. Bases 88 to 1200 code for a protein of 370 amino acids.
GUGCGGACAGCGCUGCCCGGCGGCAACGCCAGCGCCAACCAGAGCGCCGCCGACCCCACGGUGUCGCGGGACGUGUGGGUGGUGGGCAUGGGCAUCCUGAUGUCCCUGAUCGUGCUGGCCAUCGUCUUCGGCAACGUGCUGGUGAUCACGGCCAUCGCCCGCUUCCAGCGCCUGCAGACCGUCACCAACUACUUCAUCACCUCGCUGGCCUGUGCCGACCUGGUCAUGGGGCUGGCCGUGGUGCCCUUCGGCGCCUGCCACAUCAUCAUGGAGAUGUGGAAGUUUGGGAACUUCUGGUGCGAGUUCUGGACCUCCGUGGACGUGCUGUGCGUCACGGCCAGCAUCGAGACCCUGUGCGUCAUCGCCGUGGACCGGUACUUCGCCAUCACCUCCCCGUUCAAGUACCAGAGCCUGCUGACCAAGGGCAAGGCGCGCGUGGUCAUCCUGGUGGUGUGGGUGGUGUCGGGCCUGACCUCCUUCCUGCCCAUCCAGAUGCACUGGUACCGGGCAGACCACGAGGACGCCAUCCGCUGCUACCAGGACGAGAUGUGCUGCGACUUCUUCACCAACCAAGCCUACGCCAUCGCCUCCUCCAUCAUCUCCUUCUACCUGCCCCUCGUUGUCAUGGUCUUCGUGUACGCCAGGGUCUUCCAGGUGGCCAAGAAGCAGCUGCAGAAGAUAGACAGGAGCGAGGGGAGGUUUCACACCCAGAACAAGGAGCAGGAGCAGAAAGGGGGAGCCGGGCACCGCCGCUCCUCCAAGUUCUUCUUGAAGGAGCACAAGGCCCUCAAAACCCUGGGCAUCAUCAUGGGCACCUUCACGCUGUGCUGGCUGCCCUUCUUCAUCGUCAACAUCGUGCACGUCAUCCAGGACAACAUCAUUCCCAAGUACGUGUACAUCCUCCUGAACUGGCUGGGCUACGUCAACUCUGCCUUCAACCCCCUGAUCUACUGCCGCAGCCCCGACUUCAGGUACGCCUUCCAGGAGCUGCUGUGCCUGCGCAGGUCAGCCCUGAAGAUGUACGCCAACGGCUACUCCAACAGCAACGGCAGGAGCGACUACAACGAGGAGGACAACGGCUACCCCCUGGCCCCGGAUAGAACCUGCGACUUGCUCUGCGAGGAGGGCUCCUUCCCUCGCCCCGAGGACUUUUUGCACGGCAAAGAGAUCCCUGGCUGCCCAGGCAUGGUGGAGAGCUGAACGAGGCAGCCUGUGUUCCUCACCCUGAGCUCGUGAGGGCUCUGCAGAGAUGGAGUGGGAGCACGGCCUCGCUUCCCUGGGCCGGGGCACGCUGUGGGAAGUGACUGCCCUGGCCAAGGUCCUCAGCCCAACCCAUCACCCACCACGCACGCCUCCAGGAGAAGCUGGCCAAGGACAACCAAGGGACCAGGAGAGGCUCUGAGAGCCUUGGAGGACACCAGGAAGCCACAGGAACUGAAGGAGGGCAUGUCCAAAGCGUGACAAAAGGUGCCGAGGGUUUUUUCCCUCGGAAAAGCCUUUCCAAAAGGGAGCAGCAGGGUCUCCAGCUGGUUUGGAAGAGGCACAGCCAGGUCAGGAGCCCAGCAGGACGUGCUGAUGGCAGCCUGUCCACCUGCUGGGUGGGGAUCCAGGGGAAGCAGGAAUCUCCAAGACCAAGAGAGAGGAGCGUGGAAGAUUCCUCCAAUUUAUUCUGUGCUGGUUUCUCCUUCUGGUGUCUUCUCUGUCUACCUCUUCUCCUCUAGAGAGCACGGGGGGCCCUGACUGUCACCAAGGAGCAGAAGGAUUGGCACAGGGCAGGAAUGGGGCCUCUGUUCUCUCCUUGCUCCAAAAAAUCUCCAACUGUCCUGCCUUGGGCAGGCUGGGACCUGGCAAUCCUUUCCUUGCAGGAAGUCACAUUUCAGCAGGACCAGCCUCCCUUGGCAGCCAAGAUUUCCCACCUGAGGCUCAGAGCAUGGCAGGACAUCCUUCCCUCUCCUGCAGCUGUGGGAAGGAGCACACCGAGCUCCUGACUUUGGAUUGUGGAAAACCCACUGAGCAGAGAAAGAGAUGGAGGGACUUGCGGCCUCAGGCAGAAAACAGCAGGAAAAACUGGCUGAAAACCACAAAAAUCGUGCACCUUGGAGUGGCAGGUGCUGGCCCAGCUGCAGCUCUGUGGUCACUGAGCUGCUCCCAGACCUGGGCAGGACGUGCUGGUACUGAACUGUGGGAGCCCCAUCUCAGACCUUCCCUCUCGGGCUUCCAGCUGCAAAACCCUCCCCUCCAGUGCAAUCCUAUUUAUUUAUUUAUUAUCUCGCUGCUUGAAGUGAAGCUGCUAAAGAGCCCCCUCCCCACAAAGAGCCAGCCUGCGUGAGGGCACUGGGCAGAGGGGCAGGACACAGGGACAGCUCCCAGCAGUCACCUCCUGCUGUCCUGGUGGGGCUGGACUUGGUGGUCUUUGAGGUUCUUUCCCACCAAACCCACCCUGCGGUUCUGUAAGAUCUGAAAAGGAUGUCCCAUGCCUGGAGGUGUCCAAGGAUGGGUGGAUGGGGCUCUGAGCACCCUGGGGUGCUGGAAGGUGUCCCUGCCCAUGGCAAGGGGUGGCUUGGGUGAGCUUUAAGUCCUUCCACUCUAGGAUUCAAUGGACAGGGGUUGGGCACACGAGGGAAGAGGAAAAGCUGAGACCAGGAUUGCUGGUCUCAAUGCAAUUUGGAUCUUUCAAGGACUAGAUCAUUUAAUUCCCACCCCAGCUGGGAAUAAAUCUUCAGCUGGGCAGAGCUUUGCUGGGAAGGACAGAGGCUGCAGCCCCUCUAUCCUGACUUGUUUUGUGCAGGGCUGUGAGAGUUGCUCACCUGGGGGGCUCUCAGGUGCCCUGCUGCUCUCCCACAGCUUUCAGGAUACCCUGAAAUCCCUUGGCACAGCUCCCAGCUGCCCUAGAAGAACAUGAUUUGUCCCUUUGCUCUGAAGAACCCUGCCAAGGCUUAGUCCAAAGCUGAAGGGAGAUAUUUCCCACCAAAACCUGUUCCUCAGAAGAUUCCUGCCUGGCUCCAGUCCCUCUUUCUGUACUGGAAACACGGUCCUUGGGGUUGUUGGCAGGUUAGGGACAUCCCUGGGGUUGUGGCAGUUCUCUUUCUCCCCAGUCCCUGAUGUGCCAGAGCAGGUACAGGAGAGGAAGGGAUGAACUUCAACCAUUUUUACAGCCCAAAGGCAGGGACCUGCCUUGCAGAACUGUCCAAAUCCAUCUGCCUGUCCCUUCAGGCUUGCUCCAGGGAUUUCACCCUUGCUGGAUCUAUUUCUGGGCGCCCUGACCCCGGGUUACUGUGCUGUCCCCUGGGAGGUGGCUCCGUGCUCCACAGCAGGAGCUGCUGGGUGUUUCCCACCUGUGUUUGCUCCUGGAAACUCCAUUCCAUUUCCCCUCGUGCUGCUCCUCCAGCCCUGCUGUUCACGUCCUCCUGCCACCUCAGCAGGGCUCCUGUCCCCUUCCGAGACCCUCCCUGGCUCCCUGAUUGCUGCUGUUCCCUGUGCUGAGUGCUCAUUAAUGAGAAUCCAACCCUGGCAGUGGCCCAGCUGCUAGCUGGUCAUUAAUGAGAAUCCAAACCCACCCUGGAUCAGCCUCUGGCAGUGCCCAGCUGCUGUGCCAGGUCAUUACUGAGAAUCCAAACCCUGGCAGUGCCCAGCUGCUGAGCUGGUCAUUAAUGAGAACCCAAACCCUGGCAGUGCCCAGCUGCUGUGCCAGGUCAUUAAUGAGAAUCCAACCCUGGCAGUGCCCAGCUGCUGCUCCCUCCCUCGUUUGGGGUGCAGGGAAGGGGCAAACUGAGCCAAAAUGGACCCGUGUUGGCACUGAGCACUCGUAUCCCAAAAUAUCAGGAAGAAAUCCUUCCCCGUGAAGAGGGUGGGGAGGCCCUGGAAUGGAUUUCCCAGAAAAGCUGUGGCUGCCCCAUCCCUGGAAGUGCCCAAGGCCAGGCCUGGCAGGGCUUGGAGCCACCUG